Molecule: messenger RNA, 1818 nt
Organism: Cercopithifilaria johnstoni
Lineage: Eukaryota; Metazoa; Nematoda; Chromadorea; Rhabditida; Onchocercidae
Source: the annotation of a GenBank genome assembly
AUGAAUGGGGUCGAUUCGGAUGAUCAUUCAAGACAAAGACAAAGACGCUCUAAUGCUACUACAACAAGAGCAAUACCAUCAACAACAACAACAAAAAUAGCAGCAGCAGCAACAACAACAACAACAACAACAGCAACAACAACAGCAGCAAUAACAACAACAACAACAUCAGCAACAACAGCAACAACAACAACAACAACAUCGCCAUUAAUUAUAAUACAAGGAUUACCAAAAAUCAAUAGUUGUGAAGAGAAACGAGGUAUUCUGCGAAGUCUUUCAUUUCAGUUCAGUACAUCAUUAAAUCGUGGUAGACGUCGUAUAGCUGAUGUAUUCGAUAAUUCGGAUGAAACUGAACAACAAAAUGCAUUGAAUAAUCUUCGAGGUUGUAAAAAGAAUCGUCUUGAAUUAGCAAUGUAUUCAUCAACAUUUGGUGUACAACAUUACGGUAUAAUGUUGAAACAAAGUAAACGAAAAAAUCGUUCAGCAAAAUGGAAUAAGCGGUUCUUCAUACUGAGAGAAUGCUUUCUAAUUUAUUAUAGAGUAUCGGAGAAAAAAAUAUUUGAGAAAACAAGACGAAUGAAUUUACAUCCAAAGGGAAUUGUACCACUUGUUGAUUGUUCUGUGGUAGCUGGCCAAGAUCAUGGACACAAGAAUUGUUUACUAAUAACACAUAUACAAUUUAAAUCAGCAAUCAUUGUUUGUGCACCGGAUUCGAAAGCACAAGAAAGUUGGCUAACUGCCUUACGUGAUGCUACAAAAAUUUCCUACAAGAAUACGACAUCAUGGGAAAAAUUAGUGGAAGAAUUGGAAAGUCGUGGUGUAUUGCUAAAUGAAGAGAAGAAAAUGUAUGAGGAAAAGUUGGUAGCUGAAUCACAAGCACGUCAAGAAGAACAUAGUCGUUAUUUGUGUCUUGAAAGAGCAAAAGAUGAACUGGAAAGAGAACGAGAAAGAUUAAUUCGAAUGACGAAGAAAUUAAAAGAUGAUUUGCAAAGCGUAAAAAAUGAAUUGAAAAUUACGAAUGAAACGAAACGAACAUUGGAACAGGAGAAAAUUUCGCUAAAUGCCAAAACAGAACAUCUUGUCAGUAAUAUGCAGUCGCUCAAUUUGGAAAAAUCGAAAAUUGAAGAGCAAGUAUCAUCGAUAAUCAGGGAACGUGAAAAAUUUUUACUUGAAAAUCAAAAUUUAUCAACCGUAACAUGUCAAUUGAAAAAUCGAUUAAUGGAAAUUGAAACAAAAACGAAUUGUAUUUUAGCGGAAAAGGAACGCGUUGAAGCAAUGCUUCGUUUAAAUGAAAAGAAAACAAUUGAUUUGGAAAAGGAACGAGAAUAUUACAAUAGUCAAACAAUGGAACUUUUAAAUUCAUUGAAGGAAGUAAGCGAACAACGUGAUAUAACGGAAGCUGAAUUAAAAGAUGAAGUAAUGGCACGAAUAGGAGCGGAAAAGCAACUUCAGGCUGCUGAGAAGGCCUUAGAACAUUUGGAAACGGCAUUAAAAUUAACCGGAGCACAAAUGAGCGAAUUACAAGAACAUAUUAUGCCUGAUGUUCAUAAAUUACGAGAAUUUUUCGAACAAUGUGCUGAAGCAUCGAAAAUGGAUGCAAAUCGACCUAUUAUUAUGCGAAAUGCUAUACAUGCACGUCGUUCAUUGAGACGUAGCAAAACACGUAUACGUGGUUCAUUUCGACGUAAAUUAUUAUCAGCUAAUACAAUGCAAUCAUUAUCUACAACAGGAUAUAACACUGCUACAUCAUCAAUUGAAAUGUCAAAUCCGGAAGAACCGAUACCAAAAAUUGAACCAAAUAGUUUAAUGCAUCUAUAA